Molecule: messenger RNA, 1494 nt
Organism: Xenia sp. Carnegie-2017
Lineage: Eukaryota; Metazoa; Cnidaria; Anthozoa; Malacalcyonacea; Xeniidae
Product: cleavage stimulation factor subunit 2-like
Biological process (GO): mRNA 3'-end processing
Cellular component (GO): mRNA cleavage and polyadenylation specificity factor complex
Molecular function (GO): mRNA binding
Source: RefSeq, a predicted model, not a curated record
UUUGCAUAAAAAUUAUCAACGAAUAUGGCGGUUCCACCAGAGCGUUCUCUGAGAUCAGUUUUUGUUGGAAAUAUUCCGUACGAAGCUUCAGAGGAACAGCUAAAAGAAAUAUUUGGUGAUGUUGGUCCUGUUAUAAGCUUUAGGCUCGUCUUUGAUCGAGACACUGGGAAACCAAAAGGUUAUGGUUUCUGCGAGUACAAAGAUCAGGAGACAGCAGUGAGCGCCAUGAGAAACCUGAAUAAUUAUGAGUUAAAUGGAAGAACUUUACGCGUGGAUAGUGCAGCAAGCGAGAAAAAUAAAGAGGAAGAAAUGAUAGCUUCAAAUACAUCUGAAAGCAAUCCUUAUGGUCCAAAUGUUUCACCAUCUGAAGCUCCUUCGGCAAUUACACAAGCUGUUGCAAGCCUCCCUCCUGAGCAAAUGUUUGAGCUUAUGAAACAAAUGAAGGUUUGCAUACAAAACAAUCCGGAAGAGGCUCGACAAAUGUUACUGCAAAAUCCUCAACUAUCGUAUGCCUUAUUGCAGGCACAGGUUGUCAUGCAGAUUGUCAGUCCCGAAAUUGCACAGGCAAUAUUGUAUCGUCAAGCUGAACCACCUCAACCAAUUCAAGCUGUCUCGCCUCCACCAAGCCAUGUUGCCCAUGACAUUAGGGGUCCAUCUGGAUCUUCUGAUAUUAGAGGUCCACCUGAUAUGAGGGCACCGCCUGAUAUGAGAGCACCGCCUGACUUACAUGGACCUCCAGACAGACGAGGAAUGCCAGAUAUGAGGGGGGCACAAGAUAUGAGAGGAUCAUCUAUGGAUCGAAGAGAUGAUCGUGGUCCGCCAGACAGGCGUGGUCCUAGGGAUAUGAGAGGACCUUCGGGAUAUGAUCGUACACUUGAUGGAGGAGAUCCGCGACGUAAUCAAGAUUUUCGAGGACCUCCAGACUUCGAGAUCGUGGGGAUUACAGGGAUCACAGAGGAUUUGACCGUGUUGGAAGAGGACCAUGACCGUGGUCGUGGUCCACCAGAAGGACGUUCAGCUCCACCAGACAGGUCAGGUGGUAGUUCACGAGGGGGCAACCCUGAUCCAAGGAACGCUCGUGGUCCAGAUCCAGGUUCCAGACGUGCUCAAUCCGGGACAUCUCAACAGGAAGAAAGAUUUGGAGGUGCAGGCCCACCUCAAUGGAACAAGGCAGGCCCGCCUCCCCCACCACCUACAACUGCUCCUUCCAUUUCCACUGCACCAACUUCAGGGUCGACUUCCACUUCUGGAGAUGUUACUUCACAAGAUCAGGAAAAGGCUGCUCUUAUCAUGCAAGUCCUUAGUCUUACUGAACAGCAGAUUGCCCUCUUGCCCGAAGAUCAAAGGCAAAGCAUCAUGGUAUUGAAAGAACAAAUCGCGCGUAGUUCACAGUGAGUAGUUAAUAAAACUUUAUUUAUUGUGAAGAAUUUAUGGAUUGAUGUAGUUUCACUAAACUUUGUUUUACUGAAAUGGAUUUAACGAAUAAGGAGUUAA